AUGAGCAUUAAUUCCAACAAAGACCUCUCAAUUUUGAGCAAAGAUGAGCAAGAAUUCUUGUGGUCAUUGUAUUUCGAUUGCGGAUACGUUCUAGGUAACGUUUUCCGGACAGUCUUAGAGCUUAAGGUGUUUGAGAUAAUCUCGAAAGCCGGUACAGAUGCCGAGCUCUCCCCGGAAGAGAUUGCGGGUCAACUUCCAGCUGGCCGACAUGAAGGUACGUCGGCGAUUCUUGACCGGAUGCUGCAUUUUCUGGCAAGCUAUUCCAUUCUGAAAUGCACCUACAAGAAUGAUAAUAAUAAUGGAGGUGGAAGUACCACUAGAAGAUUAUACGGGUUGGCUCCUCUCUCUAAGUUUCUUGUACCUGAUCACGAGGGAUUCUCUAGGGCUCCACCAGCUGAAUGGUUUAAUGACAGGGCUCUCAACCUUGGUUGGAGUUACUUGAAAGAUGCUGUGGUAGAGGGAGGAACUCCAUUUAAUAAGGCAAAUGGAAUGAAUAUGUUCGAUUACUUGGCACAAAAUGACAGCAGCAACAGGGCUUUUAACGACGCGAUGCUCGCAACUUCGACACUUUGGUUGAGUGAAGUCCUUGAUUCCUACAAAGGGUUCGAGAAUUGUAAAGAGAUAGUAGAUGUUGGUGGAGGGUAUGGAUCUACACUUCAAAUGAUCAUUUCUAAGUACCCUUUUAUUAAAGGGGUCAACUUUGACUUGCCUCAAGUCAUUAGAAACGCUCCACCCGUGCCAGGUGUACGACAUGUGGAGGGUGAUAUGUUGGAAUCAGUUCCUCAGGGUGAAACAAUGUUAAUCAUGCGUGUGCUUCAUAAUUGGACGGAUGAGCACUGCUUGAAGGUACUGAAAAACUGUUGGGAAGGAUUGCCUGAAUCUGGGAAAGUGAUAGCUAUUGAGAUGAUACUUCCUGAAUCCUCAGAAACCGAGAUUUCUUCAAGGAUCGCGUUGACCGUCGACUUAGUCAUGUUCAACGUACAUCCGGGAGGGAAGGAGAGGACAGCUAAAGAGUUCGAUGCUUUAGCGAAAGGAGCUGGUUUUAUAUCUUCCAACGUUGUUUGUCGAACAUCUCUGUUGUCCGUGAUUGAAUUUUACAAGUCCUAG
Messenger RNA from Oldenlandia corymbosa var. corymbosa, 1107 nucleotides. Lineage: Eukaryota; Viridiplantae; Streptophyta; Magnoliopsida; Gentianales; Rubiaceae. The record is from the annotation of a GenBank genome assembly.